GACCAUCACCAUCGCCAGCAUGGCCACCAUUCAGCUAACUGCAUCUCUCCCGCCUCUCCCUUCGGACUGGUCAGCGGAAAAAGAUUUCAAGCCCAUUUCCUCCCUCUCUGCCCCAACCAACCGCACCAUCGAACCCCUCGGCCCACACUUCCUCGCUCAUGCCCGCCGCAAGCGCCACCACCGCACCUUCAGCGAGGACGAGCGUAUCCAAGCCGCAGUCACCGCCAAGAAGACCGAAGAUGAAGACCCGGGCGAGAUCUCCGAGCCUGAGGACCCCAUGCUGCUGCAGCGGGAAGCCAAGGACUGGAAGACGCAAGACCACUACGCUAUCAUGGGUCUGAGCAAGUAUAGGUGGAGAGCGACCGAGGAUCAAAUCAAGAAGGCGCACAGGAAGAAGGUGCUACGGCAUCAUCCGGACAAGAAGGCCGCGAGCGGAAAGGAGGAGGGCGAUCAGUUCUUCAAAUGCAUUCAGCGGGCGACGGAGAUACUGAUGGACCCUGUGAAGCGCAGGCAGUUCGACAGUGUAGACGAGGCUGCCGAGGUCGAGCCGCCGAACAAGAAAGAUGUGCAGAAGAAAGCCAGUAACUUCUACAAGCUCUGGGGUGCCGUCAUCGAGGCCGAAUCAAGGUUCAGCAAGAAGCAACCCGUGCCUCAACUUGGUACUGAGAAGUCCACUCGCGAAGAAGUGGAAGGCUUCUACAACUUCUGGUAUAACUUCGAUUCGUGGCGGACGUUUGAGUACCUCGACGAAGACGUGCCUGAUGACUCUGCCUCCCGUGAUCAGAUUCGGCAUAUGGAGAAGAAGAACAACAAUGCCCGCAAGAAGCGCAAGGUGGAGGAUACGGCGCGGUUGAGGAAGUUGAUCGAUGAUGUGAUGGCGCAGGACGAGCGGAUCAAGAAGUUCAGGCAGGAGUCUUCGAAGCAGAAGAAUGCGAAGAAAUUUGAGAGGGAGGCAGCGGAGAAGGCGGCGAAGGAAGAGGCGCAGCGGAAGAAGGAAGAAGAGGAGCGGGCGGCGAAGGAGAAGGAGGCCAAUGAGAAGGCGGCCAAGGAGGAAGGCAAGAAGGCUAAGGAGGCCGCGAAGAAUGCGGCGAAGAAGAACAAGCGCGUCAUUCGUGGUGCGGUGAAGGAUGGGAAUUACUUUGCUGAUGGCGAGGCAAGUCCGCAACAAAUUGAUGGCGCGCUUAACGAUGUGGAUGCGUUGAUCUUGAAGUUGGAUAAUGAGGAGAUUGCGGCGCUGACGGCGACAUUGCAAGGGAAGACGGGUAAUGCGGAGAUUAAGGCUGUGUUUGUCGAGGAGGUCAAGAGGAUGGUGGAGGGCGGUAAGUUGGCGGAAGGGGAGAUGAAGACAUUGGGUGCGUAGUGAGCGUUUGCCGGAGUGUGAUAGAUGGAUAGAGCUCAGGUAAAUUGCAGUGCCGAUAUUCAUUGCUGAC
Messenger RNA from Baudoinia panamericana UAMH 10762, 1430 nucleotides. RefSeq lists its product as uncharacterized. Bases 20 to 1360 code for a protein of 446 amino acids. Gene Ontology annotation, cellular component: cytosol. Lineage: Eukaryota; Fungi; Ascomycota; Dothideomycetes; Mycosphaerellales; Teratosphaeriaceae. Gene Ontology annotation, molecular function: ribosome binding; Hsp70 protein binding. Gene Ontology annotation, biological process: regulation of translational fidelity; 'de novo' cotranslational protein folding. The record is from RefSeq and is a predicted model, not a curated record. The transcript has a single exon.